Molecule: messenger RNA, 639 nt
Organism: Penaeus vannamei (Pacific white shrimp)
Lineage: Eukaryota; Metazoa; Arthropoda; Malacostraca; Decapoda; Penaeidae
Source: RefSeq, a predicted model, not a curated record
AGGAAUCAUUUUCUCAAGAUAUAAAUACUACGGGUACAAAAAAAUACUAGGAAACUCAAUGUCAUGUCUUUGCCUACCUUUAUUGAUUUACACUACCAGUUAUUCGGUGCAAUAAACGUACCCUGUUGUUGACUUUGUGAAAAGGUAUGAGCCCGCGAUCCCUGCCUCGUCAGUGUAAACAUAAAGAUGGCAGAUUUCGAUGCCAUUAACACCAUCGAGAGAGACGAAGAGGAGAAUUCUUCCUCAUCCCUCGAGUCUUACACACAGACGCCUGAGCCAGUGAUAAUUAGAGGAGCAGGCAAUAUCACAGUAUUCGGCCUAAGUAACCGGUUUUGCCGGGACUUUCCAACAGCACUUACGGGCAGAUUAGCCCCGGAGGAAUUUGCAGGCUCAGUAUCCCGUGUAAAUACUGUGCUCAGGAAGACUUUACCCGUGUCUGCUCGAUGGCUUCUAUGCGGCUGCUGCUUCUGUCUUUGUACCUGUGGUUGUUCACUCUGGCCAGUGAUAUGUCUUAGUAAAAGGACUCGGAAUGCUAUUGAAAAGACUCUAGAGGCAGAAAACACAAACCUAUAUCACAAGCUUGGCCUUCACUGGAGAUUGUCAAGACAAAGAUGUGAUAAUUCCUCACUUAUGGAAUAU